Molecule: messenger RNA, 836 nt
Organism: Diabrotica balteata
Lineage: Eukaryota; Metazoa; Arthropoda; Insecta; Coleoptera; Chrysomelidae
Source: the annotation of a GenBank genome assembly
CAAACACAAAGUUUAUAUAAAAUACAAUUAUAAUUAUUAAUGUGGAAUUUUAGUUAUAAGAAAGGCCCGUUUUUAACAAGGAACAUCGACUGCUUAAUAAUACGGAAUGACCAAAAAACGUAGGCUCUCUGGAUCAUCACCCAUCAAAAUUGAAGUAAAAGAGGAAAAUGUUGGAAAUGAUUAUCUUAUGGCUAAAGGAAGACUCAUAGGCGGUACUGAAACAACUCACUGAACAAUCGUCAGAUGAUGAAAGUGGUUCUUCUGAUGACAAUAAAAGAAUUCACAGAGAAAACAGAAAGCGAAAAGUUGAAAAUAUGCCUACUCCAUACCAUCAUACAUAUGUAAUGAAAUUAUUUGAUAGAAGCGUUGAUUUGGCUCGAUUUGAGGAGGAUACUCCGCUUUAUCCAAUUUGCCGUGCUUGGAUGCAGAAUCAACCUAGAAAUCCACAGCCCAUUAUUAAACGAAGAUUAUCUUCUCCAGAACCCGUGAAUAAUUCAUGGAUUGACAAUGCUUCUGAAGUACAUAGAUUACCGGCAGCCAUUACCCCGUUUAUUAGCAGAGUUCCGUCACCUCUGCCCGAGCAAAAGCAAAAUAAAAAUAACGUGAAUUUAGAUUAUGAAGAAUGUCCUCCACCCAGCAGACAAUCAUUAAUGCAAAUGCAUUUGAAGAGAUGGUCCAAAGUUAAGAAAAAAUGGAUUCAGACAGCUGUAAAUAACGAAGCCAGAUAUGAACAGAGUACACACAUUCUUACUGCUAUUUAUAAUAGGUGAGGGUGUUUUUCUCAUUUCAUCCAGAGUAUGUACUUUUGUUCUGGAGGCAGCACUCUUCUUUUCUAU